AUGGCGGACGUUCAGCUUCGCAAUCCCGAGAUCCGUUUCGUAAAUCGCAAGGAACCGGCGCCGGAUAUCCUAGGCGUCAGACGAAUGGAGCACGCGGAUCUGACGUCACUGGAAACACUGAUGCGUCCGGAGACCAGCGAGUUGUUCGGCGACGUGGACCCCGGUCGCGUCUACGAGUCGAGUUGCCUGUCGGUGGUGCAGUGGAACGGGGAACGGGACGUGGUCUCGGGCAUGUGUCUGUGCAAUUAUCCUAAUGUGCCGUCGGUGACUCCGGAGGACUGGCCUAGCUGGUUGCGCACGUUAUACGGGGUCGGGGACGCAACGGAAAGAAACUCGCUGUUCGUGCACCUCCUUGUGUGGGACAGCCGGUACACCGGCCGUUUCUUCGAGGACCUCCUGACCGGUCUGUUCAACAUCGCCCCGUAUCUGCUGCACGUGAUCCUCGUGCAUCCCGCGGGGGUCGGGCCAGGUGACCUCUCGCGGCGCUCUCGUCGAUCUACGAUCGCGAAAAAUCACCGCUCGAACCGCGAUCUUUUCCAGCGGACAUCAUCGUUCACUCAUCACAGAGAAGAAGACAACGACAUCGUGAUACCCCUGAUCGACGCAGAGUCCAGCGCGCUGAAAGAGCACUACGGCGAGUACUACGUGAGCGAGAUGGUUCGCUACCCGAGCGAGUGUCGCCAGCUGAUCGUCUCCGAGGACCAGGAAGGUCUAGCCACCGGCGUGAUGUUCCUCAACAGGAACAUAGACGUGGACCUGCUGAACGAGAAUUUUCACCUCGAUCUAUACAACGGACUCAGGAAACCUCAUAAAGACGACGAGUUGCCUGCUACCAGCAUGGAGUCCGAGACCUUCUUCUCCAUCUUCUCCGACAAGCCUGCAGAAACGUAUUUACAAAAAUCCAGUAGAAUCCAGAACGUAGCUAUUUACAAAAAUCCAGUAGAAUAUAUGCAGAAGAACGUAGCUAUUUACAAAAAUCCAGCAGAAUAUUCCCAGCGAAAAAAGAACCUAGCUAUGUAUAAACGUCGAAGAAACAAGAAUUAUCCUCUGCACAGCCCACCCAUCCUGAUCUCGAGUGGAGUCCUCCGAGAGAAAGAUGAAGACGACGAGAACAUUGGCUCUUCAGCUUCCUCUUCCAGUGCGUCGAGAGAGGAGCGAGAGAAGUCGGGAAGAAGGAACAGCGAAGGGAAGUCUUUCAUCGAUGACAUAGACGACGACUAUCAAACGUACUACCGAUCUAGAGUCCUGCAGGGACUCUUCGACUCCACCGAUGAAAUUCCGCAGGACGUUGCUUUGUUGACGGCGAGGGAAGCUGGCCAACCGGAAGUGAUUCGGCUGCCGAGGCCGAUUUAUCGCGGCGAGAAGAACGCGUUCGUCGUCGAGAUCCUCGCGAUGCAACGGCUGAAACACGGCUCGAGCAGGGACUUCCUCGAGGCUGCGUUCGAGUGUUUCCCCGAGCUGGACUAUUGCGCGAUCCUGUUGCCUUUCUCUCACCCGCCGCUCUCCUUCCUUGAACAUUUUCUGCGAAUACCGGUCAGAUGCGACAAAGACUUCCCGAUGGCCCUGCACGUGACGCACCGCGCGGCUCUCCUCGGCAAAAUGGAGGUUCGUCUGGCGUGCCCUGACGAUCGGUCCGCUGUUCAACAUCUAUUACAAGGACUCCAUAAGGCGCAGAAGGUCCUGCAGGACUUCGACGAGGCGACGACCGACGAGAAAUCGGGUUUACUCUGUUACGCGUUCGCUUGGAACGAGCAGAUCGUCAUCUCAACGAAGUCUCGUAAAGAACAGAAGGAAAGACAGUUUAUUCGUCGCUCGACCAGCGAAGAGAAGGACUCUGCAUACAUCAGAAGGCGUUUCCACGUGGAAGAUUACAUAUCCACGAGAGACUUGCCCCGGGACGCGUACGCUCGUUUGCUGCACUUCGUCCUGAUGCCGAUCUUCGCCAUUCACCUGCGCCAUUUCUUCGCCGAGAUGACGCGUCUCAGCGGUCUGAUCGUUUUCUACUACCGUCUGCUGGAGAACUCGUUGAGCUCGCUGACGCGCCAGCAGCCCCUGCCAGUCUGUCUGAGCGCGAUGAUUCACGUGCGUCCUCGGAGGAGAAUAGAAUAUAAGUUCCGCGGCAUGGCGGAGGCCGAUCAACUGAAAAACGACGAACCUUUCUCGCUUUUCAUGGCUACGCCGAGGAUCGCGGCCGGUAAUCUGGUUCUCGACGCGAAGAUCGUGGUGGUCGGCGCGUCGGACUGCGGCGUGGCCUUUCUGGAGCGUAUGAUCUUCGGAUCGCCGCGCGAUUCCGCUCGCUGCGCGAACCUCACGCUCGUGUCUCCGCGCGGAUUGCCGUUCGAGAACGAACGCGGCGCGAUGGUGAAUCAGUUAGUCCGGAUUACUAAUUACGAAUUAGAUAACCAAAGCUAUCUUAGGUAUACUACAGUAACGAUGACUAUCAUCGCUAUGGCGAUUAACUUAGCAAUUAUCAGGAAAGAGAAAUACGUGACGGUGAUGCACCAAGGAGACGUGACGUACGAUUACCUGGUAAUCACCUGCGGGCUGCAAUACCAGAAGCCCAAGCUUCGAGAGGAGCUAGCCGCGCAGAAGAGAGGAGAAUUGCUGGAAGUGGAGCAGCCUUGGAAUUGUUUGACGGUCAACGACGACUCGCAGGCGGCCACGUGUUUAGACAAGAUCCGGCUGCUGACGAGCAACCUCGAGCAGCGAAGUGAGCGACGAUUCGGUAACAUUCAUUGCACGAUCGACGAAAUCGACGUCCUUUUCAGAGGACAUCGUGCUUCAUGGCCGCAACAUCGACUGCUACUGCGUCCUUCAAGGUCUCCUGGCGUCCGGGAUACAUGGAUCCUGGAUCAGCUUGAUCGAGCCGCCGAUGCAGCCUUGCGAGUCGCGCGAGAGCGUCUUCUUCGACGACUGCGAAGUACGAUCGGUUGAUUUUCCUCAAAAUGAGUUUGACCUUGAAUGACAUUGAGUCACGGGUCGUUGAGUUAGCCUUAAAACGCACAAUUCUAUGGUGGAUAAAAAAACGUGUUCCAUUUAAAACAAGGAAGUUGACCUUCACCUCACCUCGGAGUGUCCACCAGGAAAAAUAAAAGUUCCACCGCGUGAUGUCACAUGACGGAACAUUUUUGCGUAUAGUCAAUAUUUUCCACCCUGUAUAUAACACUUCAUUAUUUGAUUUUAUUGCGCGCGCAAUGAGAGAUUUUUCAAACUACUUCCACACUCAACUGGUUAAAUAGAAUGUGAAGUCUGCGACAAGUGUUUAACCCUUUGCACUCGGAAGCUCCUAGAAUCGACACUAUUUGAAACGAGCUAAUGAGAAAUAAAUCAAGAAACAGCUAUUUUAUAUAAAUACUUCACACAUUGACGCGUUAUACGAAACUGAAUAUUACAUAUAACACUUCGUAAUUUUGUUAUAUCGAAUGAAACGCCUGAGAGUCGCCUCUCGAGUGCAAAGGGUGAAAGGUAUCGUCUCCGAAGGUGUACACGGAAACGAUGGACCGGAUCCUGGCCAAUGGCGUGAAGGUCCUAUCGGAAUGGGAACUGAUCGACUGGCACCUGAAGGACUCGACAGCCGGGAAGAUCAUCGAAUCGUUGGUCCUGCGAUCGAAAGAGAAGACGAAGACGCUCCCGUGCGACGCUCUGAUCAGCUUCCACGAGAAGACGAUCGAUCCGAAGAUCUUCCUCGGUGAAAACAUCGACUUGUUCGAAUCCGCGACUCGAAGGACU
Nomia melanderi (Alkali bee) is the source of this 3729-nucleotide messenger RNA. The record is from RefSeq and is a predicted model, not a curated record. Lineage: Eukaryota; Metazoa; Arthropoda; Insecta; Hymenoptera; Halictidae.